CAAGCGAAGAGAAGAGACGAGAGAACCCUGGAAUAGAAGGCAAAAGCUAAAAGAACGUCGAAAAAGCUCCAAGAAAGCAGUGCAAUAGCCACACCAAAAAAGGCAACCAAGAAACCGAGUCUGCAUCAAUGGUGGUCUCAUCCAAUUUCACCUCAAUCUCUCUGAGCUCUCCUCGCAUUCUCUCUUCCGUCGUUAAGUCUUCCGUCUGCGCAAUUCCUCUGAACAACGGUUUCAGCCCAAGAAACAUCAGUUCAAGCGCGACAAGCUUCUUCGGCGUCCAUGGCUCGAGAAGAUGCAGACCCAUCUCGGUCCAAGCCAUGUCUUCCUCGUUCGGGUCUCGGCUCGAGGAGACCGUGAAGAAGACUGUCACUGAGAACCCAGUUGUCGUUUACUCCAAAACUUGGUGUUCCUAUUCAUCUGAGGUGAAAUCGCUGUUCAAGAAACUUGGCGUGGAACCAUUGGUCAUUGAAUUGGACGAGAUGGGCGCCCAAGGGCCACAGGUACAGAAAUUGCUGGAGAGGCUUACGGGACAACACACUGUACCAAAUGUUUUUGUCGGGGGCAACCACAUUGGCGGGUGUUCAGAGACUGUGAAGCUGCACCACAAAGGAGAACUUGAACCUCUGCUGGCAGAAGCUACCAAAAAUGCACAGAGCUAGUUUGCUGAUACGUCUUCCUUUGACGAACCUGAUAUUGUUACAACCUUAAGUUUGACUUCAAACUUGCUCAUAUGCAUGUUUACCGUUGUCAGAUAUAAAUGUACUGAAUGAACCUUAUUAGUUAAUUCAUUCAUAACAAUCUAAUUCCAAAA
Morus notabilis is the source of this 811-nucleotide messenger RNA. Its product is annotated as monothiol glutaredoxin-S10. Gene Ontology annotation, biological process: cellular response to oxidative stress. NCBI's taxonomy places the organism in Eukaryota, Viridiplantae, Streptophyta, Magnoliopsida, Rosales, Moraceae. Bases 129 to 659 code for a protein of 176 amino acids. Gene Ontology annotation, molecular function: glutathione disulfide oxidoreductase activity. The transcript is spliced from 5 exons. Gene Ontology annotation, cellular component: cytoplasm. The record is from RefSeq and is a predicted model, not a curated record.